This is a messenger RNA of Cricetulus griseus (Chinese hamster), 3382 nucleotides long. The record is from RefSeq and is a predicted model, not a curated record. Lineage: Eukaryota; Metazoa; Chordata; Mammalia; Rodentia; Cricetidae.
UCCUCUUUGUAUCUCUCAGACUCUUCCUGCUUUCCAGCCCCUGUUUCUCUCUCUCAGUAUAUCUCCCUUUCAAUCUUUCUCUCCCAAUCUCAAUUUCUCAUCUCUCCUCUCUUGUGCUCUCUCCCUCUGUCUUCUGUCUGUCUGUCUCUCUGUGUGUCCAAAAUAUAGAGCCCAAGACCUGCACGCCAAACAUGCUCUCUCCCUGUCAGCUGCAUCACCAGCCCUGGUGCACAGAUUGGGUAGUGGCUAGAAGAACAGUGAGAGAGGGCAGAAGGAAUCUGGCCUGAUUUUCUCCCUAGCACACCAAAGGUCAGAACAAGGAGGCGCGGAGGAGUCCAGGACCCCAGUCAAAUGCAUGAGGUUGGGAGGUGAAGGGUCCAGUCUUCCAGAAAACUGUGGAGUGGGUGAGAGCAAGGGCUGGAAGUGCAUGCUGAGAUCAAGUGCUCUAGGGGCUCUUUCUGGGGUGACCCCAGCAAGGGUGUGAUGCUCACGGGGGUCAUAAUCCCACACUGUUAGACCCGCAUGGAAUUGUUCACAGUUUGGGUGAGAGGAGGGCUUUGUGUGCCCUUUAGAUGUCCUUAUGGUGAUCACAUAUCACCUAGCCCAACCACUCAUUGUCUAGGGGAGGAAACUGGGGCAGAAAGAAGCGGGAAGCCUUCCUGGGGCCACAUGGCCAGACUGUGGCAGAGUGGAGACCAGAAGCCAAGCUAGAAGAUUUUCAUCAUCUCUAAAUCCCCUGGCUGGUUCCUAUUAGAAGCCUUCCCAGCCCUGCUUGCCCUGACUCCAGACCUCCUGACCCACUGCUGCUCAUCUUGCCCACAGGACCCCUGUGCAGCAUCCUCAUAAGACAGUUUGGCUGCCGAGUGACCAUGAUGCUGGGAGGCUUGCUGUCCAGCCUGGGCAUGGUAGCCAGCGCCUUCUCUGCCUCACUCAGCCAGUUCUUCUUCACUGCAGGAUUCAUCACGGGCCUGGGCAUGUGCUUCAGCUUCCAGUCAAGCAUCACGGUCCUGGGCUUGUAUUUUGUCCACCGUCGACCACUAGCCAAUGCACUGGCCUCCAUAGGAAUCUCUGUGGGCGUCACUCUCUGGCCACUGCUGGCCCGGUAUCUUCUGGAAACCCUGGGCUGGAGAGGUGCCUUCCUCAUCUUCGGCGGCAUUGUUCUCCACUGUUGUGUAUGUGGAGCCAUCCUGAGGCCUGUUGCCACCAGCGUGGUCCCUGAGCCCAAAGAAGAUGCCCCUCUACCGACCAAGACACCGACACGCAGCUGCCUGGCAACAUGUGUCUCAACCAUCCAGUACCACCUGGCCUUCGACAUCCUUCGGCACAAUAUGGGAUUCCGCAUCUAUAUAGUGGGCGUGGCCUGGAUGACGCUGGGUCUCUCAGUGCCGCACAUAUUCCUGGUGCCAUACGCUAUGCACCAUGGGAUGGAUGAGUAUUGGGCAGCCAUGCUCAUUUCGGUCAUCGGCUUCUGCAACAUCUUCUUACGGCCAGUGGCAGGGCUGCUGGCAGGCAGGAAGAGCUUGGCUGCCUACCGGAUGUAUCUGUUUGCCAUGGCGACCCUUGCCAAUGGGCUCACCAAUCUGUUAUGCACGGUGUCAGCGGACUUCUCGGUGCUCCUGAGCUAUUGCCUGGUGUACAGCCUGUCCAUGUGUGGUAUCGGGAUCCUCGUCUUCCAGGUCCUCAUGGACAUUGUCCCGAUGGAUCGGUUCCCCAAUGCCCUGGGCCUCAUGACUGUCCUCUCUGGUGUGUUUUCUCUCAUCUCUCCACCACUGGCCGGACUCUUGCUGGACACGACCAACAAUUUCAACUAUAUUUUCUAUGCAUCAAGCUUCUUGCUCAUCUCGGCCUCCCUCUUCAUGGGUGGGGGCUUCUAUGCCUCAGAUAAGAAGAAGCUGAAGCAAAAUGGGCAAGUCAAGGUGGAGGACCCCGUCUCGGAGAUUACCCCGAUGCAGCAGGGUCUUACCUCAGAAGACAAGGCCAGCAGCCAAGAAGCAACUGUGCCCUGAAAACAUGUAUGUGAGCAGUGCCUAAACUUAGAGGUCUCAUGUGACCUGACUCCAGGCUUGGAAGUCCCUGAGGGACUGUCCUUCCAGAAAGCAGAGUGUAGAAAUGGGGCCUUGUAAGGGAUGCUGUAGCCAGCCCCUAAGCAGGCGUGGCUACAGCAUCCCCUACAGGGCCUCCCUGGCCUUGGGUCCCAAGAGGGGUCUGAGCCCUGCUCGAAGCAGUCAUGGCUAGCUACCCUGGGAUGGCUGCUCACAGCUGCUCCUACAAACCAACACUCUGUGUCUUCCCACCCAACCUUCCUCCGUAGAUUUUCCUUCUUGGCCUCCAGACAAUUCUGAAGAACUCACCUUUCAGAGUCCAAGAACUUCCUGCUCUCUCUUCUCAAAUAAUCGGCCCUGACCCCUUAGAUCACGAGGGUUAAGGGUGCUGCUUCUGAAGUGGACCCUCACACUGACUGGAACCAUAGGAGAGGAAGAGCUGGAAGGCCAGGGUGAGAAGUCGUCGGCCUCAGUACAGGAUGGGGACAAAUAGGCUGUUGGGUGGAGUACAGGUCCUGACAACUAUGCAGAGAGCUGUCCUGGAGGCAUCCUCCUGCUUGGGUUUCAGAGUUUAUGAAGUCUGAGGAGUCUUCUACCAUCAAGCAGGGCCUGAGCCAGCAUCUUCUCUUGUACCCCACUUUGUAUCCACGUAAGGGAAGGCAGACAUCUGACCGGCCCGGACUGCAAGGCUGGCCAGGUAGCCUAAGGAACAUUGUGAAAACUGGACUUGUGUGUGUAAACGGUAGCCUGUGCUCUACUCUUGGCCUUAUGAGCGUCCCUUUCUUCAGGAUGUGUUCAAGGUAUCAACCCUGCGGCUGCAGUUGCUGCUAGCCUGAACCCAUGGCCUGGAGCUAUGCCCAUGGACACACUUCUGCCAGUGUGUCCUCUCAGGUCAUUACCCAGGGCUAGCUGUCAUCAGCCCAGGCUUGUCCCAGCAGGGCACUCCUGGGAAUGGGAAAACAGACUGUUUGAAUUAUAUACAAAAACAUUCCCUGAAGGGGGUCAUAAACUCUGGGCUAAUAAAGCAGGAAAAGAAACCUGAGUAAAUUUCCUCCGCUCUCCCAACUUGGCAGAAACUUCUUGGUCUUGUUUGUUGGUUCAGGCUCAACCAGGCUGCAGCAAGAAAACCUUAUCAGGAAAAAACGACUUUAUUUUCAUGACUGACGCCAGCCUUCCUCCUCCGCAGAGCCAUCUGGCAUGAAUAAGCGUCUUUAGGACUGUCCUGACUCCUCUAAGGCUAUCUUGAGUGCCCCCUCAUGGCCAAAGGCAGUACUGCAGGGGUGCCUUUGCUGAUCCCUGGGUCCCACAUGGUGGAAGGAGAGGUCCCACUACCACAAGUU